ACGGAGAUAAGAUUGGUUGGUGCGCUCCUCUCAAAGGUAAGUUACUGCGCUCAGUCUAUGGAGGUUGUAGAUGCUCUUAACUUAUAAGUAUGACCACGUUACCCAUGAGAUCAUACCGGUCUAUCAUUUAUAUCACCUUUCUAUGGACCAAGUGGUCGGUCGACACGACCGACGACAAAGGCGGACCACGAACGACGACCGAGGCUCUAGGAGAUAGGAAGAGAGUACUGUAGACGGAUCAUCUUUCUUUCGUCCCACUCUAAGGUGAAAAGUUUGUCGAUCGUAAAGAUCUACGGGGGUCCGAAGGUCCGUUGUUAUUUCAUACUUCGUAUCUCCUGACUCAUAUUAUUACUUCACUCCCAAAAAUCCAACGAUUCAUUCAAGCUGCAAGAGUCUAGAAACUCGUGCAUCUGAUCUAUAUCCGAAGUUAUAUAAGGGUGAAUCUCUAGCCUCGAGGAGACAACGUUGCCAGAUAGCCUUUAACAGUGACUCAUUACCGUGUCUACCCAGUGCUCGCGAUCAUCGACCCUUGACGUUUCUCUGCAUCGCACAGUCACUUACAUACAAUGUCUCCCGCACCUACCCAAACCUCGUCAAAGACAUCCAUUCUUCAUCGAACUCCAUGGAGCCCGCCUGUUGCUGUUUCCGCCGAAGGCGUCUACAUUGACUUGGAAGAUGGCCGGAGGAUCAUUGAUGCUGUUGGUGGUGCUGCCGUCGCUUGCAUUGGCAAUGGUCACCCGGUGGUAAAGAAAGCGAUCAAGGACCAAGUCGAUACAGUAGCGUAUGUGUACAACAUGCAGCUCUCCAACCAACCCGCUGAGGAGCUCGCACGUUACCUAGUCAACACUGGGAAAGGUGCAUUCGAGCUAUGUUCCUUCGUUUCCGGAGGUUCCGAGGCAAUGGAGACCGUGAUCAAACUUGCUCGACAAUACUUCUACGAAAUCGGUCAAACGCAGCGCAUAAACUUCAUUGGUCGUGAACUGUCUUUCCACGGAAACACUCUCGCCACACUUUCCCUCGCGUACCAUCCUGCUCGUCGGGCACCUUACAUCGAUCUUCUGAACACUGAGAGGUUCCAUCAUGUAUCUCCUGCGUACGCAAAAAGAUUCCAACGUCCUGACGAAACCGAGGAGCAGUACGUGGAGCGACUGAGGAAGCAGCUUGAAGAUAAGUUCCUUGAACUUGGACCGGAUACUGUCAUUGGAUGUGAGUCACGUUAUUUUCGACGACCUCCAAUUAUCGAUGCUAUGGUCAUGAUCUUUGUAGUCGUGGCAGAAACCGUCGUUGGUGCGACUACAGGUGUAGUUCCCCCUCCGAAAGGCUACUUCAAGGCUAUGAAGUCCGUCUGUGACAAAUACGGCGCUUUGUUCAUUCUCGAUGAGGUCAUGAGUGGUAUGGGCCGUCUGGGCACGCUACAUGCCUGGGAAACCUAUGGUGAUGGCGUCACACCCGAUCUUCAAGCUGUUGCAAAAGGUCUUGGUGGAGGCUAUGUCUCCAUUGGCGCCGUCCUCAUGUCCAAGCGUGUGGCAGAUGGUAUUCGAGACCAAGCAGGUUUCAUGAAGCAUGGUCACACAUACCAAGCUCACCCUAUCGCAUGUGCCGCCUCGCUCGCCGUCCAAAACGUUGUCACUUCCGAGAAUCUCCUGGAGAACGCUCGCACGCAGGGCGCCUACCUCUCUUCUCUUCUCAGCUCUCGCCUUCGGAGCCCAACCAGUCCACUUGCGCCAUUUGUCUUCGAUGUUCGUGGCUCCGGCGCCUGGUGGGCAGUCGAGUUCGACUUCGACACUCCCUCUCCAGACAAACCUUCUGUUGAUUUCAAGGGAGGUAACUUUGGAACCUUAGUGCAAGCGAAAUGCUUGGAUAAUGGCUUAGUGAUCAUGGGAUUCCACGGCGGUGCAAAUGUGGAGGGAACGAAGGGUGACCAUACGAUGUUCUCGCCGGCGUACAACGUGACGAAGGAGCAGGUCGAGGAGAUUGUGGAUCGAUUCGUUAAGAGUGCAGAAGAGGUGUUGAGCAAAGCUCUUGUCUGAAAACACGAUUUGUUCUACUAAUUAGAUAUAGGGUUACGGUUGUUAGAGAAUAUUGUUGCAAAUGUAAAACUCUAGUAGAUACAGUAACUACCAAUGUAGUAUAGAAUUCGACAAAGCCUCAUCUUAUCAGUCAACGCGUUG
Somion occarium is the source of this 2171-nucleotide messenger RNA. NCBI's taxonomy places the organism in Eukaryota, Fungi, Basidiomycota, Agaricomycetes, Polyporales, Cerrenaceae. The record is from the annotation of a GenBank genome assembly.